This is a messenger RNA of Haliotis rufescens (red abalone), 972 nucleotides long. RefSeq lists its product as uncharacterized. Lineage: Eukaryota; Metazoa; Mollusca; Gastropoda; Lepetellida; Haliotidae. The record is from RefSeq and is a predicted model, not a curated record. The transcript has 8 exons. Bases 1 to 972 code for a protein of 323 amino acids.
AUGAAAGUGCCACGUGCACCCAAGACUCGGUUUUCAAAAGCAAAAUACUGCCCUUGGUCCCUCCCAGACUACAAGAAGCUCCUACCCGCCAGUUUUCGGGACAACGUCAACUGUAAACUGCCGGACAACUGUUUCGGUGUAGAGUGUUGUGUGGACUUCUUCUUCGACAUCCCGCUGUUUGAGACCCCCCUCGUCAAGCACGUCCCCUUCUUCCUGAAGUUUGAACCGUGUAACUUCACUGUCGAGGUCGGCUUCGGGAGCUACUACCAUAAGGAAAGACUGUUGACAUACAACUGGGGCUUCCUCGUUGACCUGAGUGUCCACACGUGUAUUCCUAUAGAUGGUGACAGCUUCUGUUACCCAGAAGGAGGCAUGACGCUAAUGAAUCAGGAGAAGAUACCUGCCUGUGAUGCUAAUGCGCUGGUCGAGUUCACAAAACAAAAUUUCACAGUUUCUGAUUGGCUGCGUGACCUUGACCUUGACAUCAACCUGAAGUCCCUCUCCCAGGCAGCUGCCAGGAUGCUACUUGACAAGUUCGGCAUCUCCGUGUACCUGCUGGACCAGAGAUGUGAUGUGUCUAGACCACCAUACAGCCCUAGUGUUGACGGCUGGAGGAAUGAAUGCCCCAAGAGUAUUGGCAAGCUGCCCGAGCUUCCAACAGAUCUGUACUGCCACCUAGCGGACACAUGCACCAAGAUAAACUGCUGUUUCCACGUCCCCUUUCUGGAGAUGUCCUUCAACGCCCUCCUCAACGUCGAUAUGUGCGACUACGUCAUUUAUGCUGCCAUCGAGAACAAAACUACCACCAUAGGAAUGUUAGGGGAUGAUAUUGACCUUGAUGCUGGUACAUCAAUGGUGCUGGACAUCGCCGAUGUCUUCCAGAUCAAAUUUGGUUUGAAGAAGAAAGACAAGGUUCUGCACCUUGAUCUUGACAUCGAGGUGUGUUUGGAGAAGGAUUCCUCUUGUCUGUGA